Molecule: messenger RNA, 1474 nt
Organism: Caenorhabditis sp. 36 PRJEB53466
Lineage: Eukaryota; Metazoa; Nematoda; Chromadorea; Rhabditida; Rhabditidae
Source: the annotation of a GenBank genome assembly
AUGGAUCAGUAUCGUGGUGGAAUGUCGGGCGGAGGCGGUGGAGCGCAACGUGGCGGAUUCGUUCCGCGCGGAAGAGGAGGCGGUCCUGUCGGAGGUGGCGGACGGGGCGGAUACCACGAUCAGCAGAGCGGACACUAUCCGCCGCCACCACCACCGCCCGGAUACGGCGGAUUCGACCCGUACAACCCUUACGGACCGCCAGCGCCACCCGGCGGAUUCGGAAUGGGCUACGGUCCCGGCGGGUACCCGGGCGGAGAGAUGCCCUCGCCGUUGGACGCCGAAAUUCAGGCGGUGCUGCGGGAAAUUCACACUGAAGUCGUCGGAUUGGACGCGUCCGGCGAUCAGUUCCGCAAUGCGAGACGUCUUUUAAAUUCUGGUGGGUCCCUCGCUUUUUAUUUAUAUAUAUGUAAAUAUUUUGCAGAAAAGGAGCGGUUAGAGAACAACAUAGAUCCAGAAUGGCUGGAGGUUGAUGUGGCGAAGCCGGUGAAGGUGUGCAAAAAAAUUCUGAUUCCGAUUUACCGUCAUCCGAAUGUGAGUUUCCAUUACCAGAUGUUUCUUGAAGAAAACAAGUCAAUUUUUGCAGUUCAAUUUCAUCGGAAAAGUGUUGGGACCGAAAGGAGCGACGCUUCAGACACUGUGCAAAACGCACAAAUGUCACAUUUACAUUCUCGGCCGCGGAUCGACGAAGGACCGCGAGAAGGAGGCGGAGCUUCUGGCCUCGGGGGACCCGCAGCACGCACACUUUAGCGGUCCUCUUCACGUGAAAGUGGAAACUGUGGCGCCGGCGUUCGUCGCCUACGCACGAGUUGCCGCCGUUAUUGAGGAGCUCUCGCGCAUUCUGCAACCGGUCAGUUUAUAUAAAAAUUUUGAAAAUUUCAUUCAAAGUAGACUUUUGACGGAAAUGUAUUGUGAUUCAGUUUUAUAUUCUCUUUUUCGAUCAACACACCUCCCUAGUGCCUUUUUCAGAUCCACGAGGACACGACGCCGGCGCAUCUGAAGAACGGCUCGGGACAGGGCGGCGACGGCGAGAAGAAGUCGGACGAGGAGCAGAAGGAGGGGGGCGCAGCGGGCGGAAGAGGCGGGUUCCGCGGAGGUUUCCGCGGAGGACCGCGCGGUCGCGGGAACGUGGGAGGCGGACGCGGAAGAGGCGGACAGCCAGUCGGGUAGGAACUAAAAGAAACACGCGCGGUUCGGAUUCUGUAGUAAAUGCGCUCUAUUGAUGAUGAGAUGUGCGGAAAAUGGGUAAAAACUGGGAAAAUGCGACUUUUCACAUCUAAACGUGUUCAAAAUUAAACAAAUAAGUUCAUGGGCCUAUUCACUCGUAAAUAUUUGAGAAAAGUAAUCAAUAGGCCGCAUUUGGUGCACAAUCCGAAUCGCUUGAAAUUGUUCCCCAAUUUUCCCUCUUUUCUACCCAAAAACUGUGAGAAAUUCCCUGAAAAAAUCUCUAAAAAUUUGCAGAUUCCGUCCAUACUAA